AUGAUAAUCGAAGACGACAGUAGCGGGCCGAUCCCAAACACUUACAACCGACCUCCGUCACCAGCCUCUACCGGCUCAGCCAUCACUGUCGGCACAUCACAGAACGCCGUUCUGAUUAAAAGCCUCGAACAGGGCGAAUAUGUUCCUGACGACGACACAUGGGACGACACGCGUAGUCUAACCGACAGCAUCCGCCAGCAUAUCAUCGAUGGCGGCCUACGCUAUCAUGCGUACCACGCUGGGCAAUACAACUUCCCAAACGACGAGACAGAGCAGUAUCGGGACGACCUCAAGCACAACCUGACUAUUCAUCUUUGUGAAGGAGCCUAUUAUUACGCUCCCAUUCAUGAGCGGCUGCUGCAGCCUGGUGCUGAAGUUCUCGAUUUAGUGGCUGACAUGUAUCCCAAUGCACAAUUCCAUGGCAUGGAUUUAUCGCCGAUCCAACCUGAUUGGGUACCCGAGAAUGUGCUUUUCGUGGUUGAUGACAUCGAACACGAAGCUGGAUGGACAUAUCCCGAAAACUCAUUUGAUUAUAUCCAUAUCCGUCAUACCUGCCACUCAAUAAAAAAUCGAACCGAGCUCUGGAGCCGAAUUUACAAGCAUCUGAAACCGGGCGGCUUCGUUGAAGUUCAAGAGUUUCAGUACGCUGCUGCUUGUGACGACCAGUCCUGUAAUCAGCCAUACGCUUGGCGCGAUUUCUUGCGAUUCCUGGGGGAUGGUCUUGCUGCCCUUGGUUCCAACCUCCAUGCCAUCUUGAACGUCCAGGAUGAGCUAGUCGCUGCCGGCUUCCAAGGUAUUCGAAGGAUAGAUCUGAAGUGCCCCAAUGGCCCGUGGCCCAAGUUGAGACGCCUUCAAGAGUGCGGCCACAUCCUCCGAGACGUCAUCAUGUGGGGUCUUGUCGGGCUGGCCAGACGACCCUUUAUGCUUGGACUGGGGUGGACGGCCAUUCAGAUUGAGAUGUUUCUUGUCGAUGUCCGCAAGUCCAUUAUUGCGGAAGAAAACGGCUUGCCAAAGUUCCACUCAUAUUUUCCUUUCCACAACAUAUACGGCUACAAACCUCUUGACGCACCUCUUGACGCUGCCUAA
Molecule: messenger RNA, 1086 nt
Organism: Trichoderma gamsii
Lineage: Eukaryota; Fungi; Ascomycota; Sordariomycetes; Hypocreales; Hypocreaceae
Exons: 3
Coding region: 1-1086 (361 amino acids)
Molecular function (GO): methyltransferase activity
Source: RefSeq, a predicted model, not a curated record